This is a messenger RNA of Camelina sativa (false flax), 462 nucleotides long. RefSeq names its product putative calcium-binding protein CML32. Gene Ontology annotation, molecular function: calcium ion binding. NCBI's taxonomy places the organism in Eukaryota, Viridiplantae, Streptophyta, Magnoliopsida, Brassicales, Brassicaceae. The record is from RefSeq and is a predicted model, not a curated record.
UUUACAUCAAUCAAGGAGAACACAAUGUCUGUAGCACAAAUCUUCGAGAGAGUUGACAAGAACAAGGACGGGAAAAUAUCAUGGGAUGAAUUCGCCGAGGCUAUUCGCGUUUUCUCUCCAGAAAUAACGUCCGAAGAAAUUGAUAAGAUGUUCAGAGUGCUUGACACUGACGGUGACAACCAAAUUGACGAGGUGGAGUUUGCUUCCUGCUUGAUGCUUAACGGGGAAGGAGAAGAGGACGAUGAAGAAGUUCAUCUGAGAGAAGCUUUCGAUUUGUAUGAUAAGGAUCGUGAUGGAAAGAUAUCAGCAAGUGAGAUUCAUAUGGUAUUGAAGGGUCUUGGAGAGAAGAAAACAAUGGAGGAAUGCGUUGCAAUGGUUCGAGCCGUUGAUAAAAAUGGCGAUGGUUUUGUGGACUUUGAAGAGUUUAAGAUUAUGAUGACUUCUAACAACAAGUCGCUCUGA